This is a messenger RNA of Planococcus citri (citrus mealybug), 8154 nucleotides long. RefSeq names its product NFX1-type zinc finger-containing protein 1-like. The record is from RefSeq and is a predicted model, not a curated record. Gene Ontology annotation, biological process: regulatory ncRNA-mediated heterochromatin formation. The transcript is spliced from 15 exons. Bases 372 to 6884 code for a protein of 2170 amino acids. Gene Ontology annotation, cellular component: nuclear RNA-directed RNA polymerase complex; nucleus. NCBI's taxonomy places the organism in Eukaryota, Metazoa, Arthropoda, Insecta, Hemiptera, Pseudococcidae. Gene Ontology annotation, molecular function: zinc ion binding; helicase activity.
GCAAGAUUUCUCAACAUGUGGAAACAAAUGGUUAUUUUGCAGACGUGAGUUUAAAAAAAUUGAGAAACCCUCAUUAGGUAGUUUUUUUUUCUACUGAUUUUAUCCCCACCAAAACUACCGAAUUACCGAUUGUAUGUUGUGAUUGUGAUUGACGAUUGUGUCGUCUGGUGUCGCCGGUCGCCGUAUUAUGCCAUAUUAUUUCAAUUUCAAUUCUUAUAAGUUAUUAUUUUAUUUUAUCUCCUUCGGCUAUUUGAUUACGUUUUCUUGUAUGAAAAUCAGUUUAACAAGUUUCAUGGAAGUCUGCUGAAUUCGAUGACUGUUUUUUUGCGUGAAAAAUGAAACCCACUCAAUAAUCCACACUACAGGCUAAAAUGGAUAAAGAGAAACGUAAUGAUGAUGAAGGUUCGAACUCCCCUGAAGAACAUACUGAUGUCAACAACUUGAAUGGUGUUGAAAAUCAACCUACUGACUCCGAGUGCAACUUGAACCGAAAUUACCAGGUUCAGGAAUGUUCAACAAGUGAUUGUUUUAGAAACAAACGUUCUGUAGUCAAGGACAAGAAUUGCAAUUGGCGGCAAAUUUCUGAUCAAGGGGAUAGAAAUUUCAGUCACGAUGCGUUCGGAAAAAAUGAAUUCGGAUGGAGAAGUCGUAACGUAAGAGAUGUAAAAAAAUUGCAAAGAAAUAAAGUUGAAGCUUCUUCCGGAAACGUGAGUAGUGUUCCAAAUCCACUGUAUCCGCGAUCAUCAUCUAAUCGCCGCAGUACGCAUUCAGGAAUUGAUCAAACUAAUUGGCGCGAAAAGAAGCCCGUAGUUUAUGAAAAACCCGUCAAAUUUCAAUCCAGUACUAUCAAUGGGAAUAGAUUAGGUCAUUCUGAUCAACCUAAUGAUAGCAAUGAGGAUUUAAAUGAAUCCAGAUCAAACAGAGGUGGAAACAGAAACAAUUCCAGUUGGCGAGCAAAACCUAUCAAUCGUGAACAGUUAGUUGGUUACAAAUAUUUAAAAGCUUUGUCAGAAAAAGAGCCAUACGAAAUGAUCUGCGAAAUUCUAAGAUCACAGGCCAGUAUUACCUCUGUUUUGAAAAGAAAAAAACUACACGCUGAUUGGAUGAUAUUGAUUAUGGAAACUGUACGAAAGUUAUGCGAUUCGGAUUUCAAAGGUAACAAGAUUCAAGUUUUGCAAUACUUUUGUGAAUCGCCUCUACUGGAUCAUGUUUCGCAAUAUUUGAGCGAAGUUGGCAUGGAAAAAAGUGAAAAUACGAUUAAAAAUUUAAAUUCUUUCGUAUCUGAUCUCAUCUCUUUUUAUUCGGCUGUCAUCAACACUAUACCAACGGUCGCAGUGGAUAAAAAUUUCAGCAAAUUUUUAAUCAAAACUGAAAUGGGUGUCCACCUUAUGAAAGAAUAUUUACGUAUAGAAAUUGAUGAAACGAAUGUGGAAAAAUUGGCAAUUUUGAAAAAAAUCCUCGAAGACGAAACAAAAAUAUGUGAAAAAACAAUGCUGCAGGAACCGCGUAAAAAGUAUUUAGAAUUGCGUGAUGUACCACCUCCGGAUAAUUUUCGUGGAUUGAGUUUAUAUCCAACUCAGGAAGACUUGAGUCGACACGAUUUCGGUUUCAUCAGACCAAACAAGAUCAGAGGAGCUUACGACAACGUUCAUCAUUACUUAGAUGUUCAAUUUCGCUUAAUCAGAGAAGAUUUCAUCGGUCCGUUAAGAAGUGGUUUACAUAGUUACAAACAUGCAAUCGCGCUUCAAAGCAAGCCCAAAUAUAAAUACGAAAGUUUGCGUUUUUAUCCGGACGUGCAGAUAAAAGGUAUAGAAAUUUCCAACAGAAAUCAAGUAGCAUACGCCAUACAUUUCAAUUCGAGAAAACGCUUUAAAAAUAUAAAUUGGACGAACAGCAAAUGGUUUAUGUUCGGAUCGUUAUUGUUGUUCACUCGCGAUAAUUUUGAAUCGUUUUUCUUCGCCACUGUGCUCAACAGGGAUCUGCACAAUCUGAUAAGAGGACGUAUUCUGGUUACAUUCGUUGGAGAUGUGCCGUUGGAGAAGAUGUUGAAUCAGUCAUUCCUAAUGGUAGAAUCUGAUGUUUAUUUUGAACCGUAUUGUUUAGUAAUGAAAGCGAUGAAAGACUAUAGUGAAUACAACUUUCCAAUGAAACAAUUCAUCAUCGAUGGAAAUACUGAAAUCGAUCUUCCUCGAUAUAUUGAAGAAUCAGACAACGAUUUACUUAUUUACAACCACUACGUCAAUCCGGUACGAGACAAUUGGCCGCUUCAUUCGAUAAUUGGCUUUGAUGAGCAUCAGUUCGAAGCGUUUAAGACCGCACUCACUAGCAAUUUUACUGUGAUUCAAGGACCUCCCGGAACAGGAAAAACUUAUCUCGGAUUAAAAAUCGUACAAGUACUCCUGGAUAAUAUAAAGUAUAAUCGCUGCGUUUUCAGAACUCCAAUUUUACUGGUAUGUUACACAAACCAUGCCUUGGACCAGUUUCUCGAAGGAAUCCUGAAUUUUACUGAAAAAAUUGUUAGAGUCGGUGGUCAGUCUAAAAGUGAACUGUUGAAACCAUUUAAUUUACGUAGCAAAGGACAUUUGGACGGUCGACGUAGAGAAGCGAAAGAAAUGAUUCCGACUUUGAAAUACUGUCGUGAACAGAUGCACUUAAUUUGGUUUGAACUGAUGAAAAUGACAGCAGAAAAAAAAAUUAUCGAAAGUGCGGAAGGAAUUUUAUCUUAUUACACCCUAAAAAGUGUUAUGAAACCAGAAUUUCAACAAAUGAUAUACGACGAUGACAUUUUACUCGAAUGGUUACUACCAUCGGAUAACAACGAUCUUUCCAUUCCGGAAAGCAAUUUGGAAAUGAAGAAUGCGAAGAAUGUUGGUCUUGAUUCAACUGAAUCCGUUGAAAUUGAUCAUGAAUUUCACUUCGAGGAGGACAACGAUACAAUGGAAGCGGAUCCACUGGUUGAUGAAGAUGAUGUUUUUGACAUGCAAGUAAUACAUCCGUACGAUUUGACUGUUGGAUAUUGUAUUUCAAUACAAAGCUUAGUCGGGUCAUUACAGGAAAUGCGAUCAAUGCUAAUUUAUCUGGAAAAUAAUAAAGACAGGUCUUCCGAUGACUAUAUUGAAUACCAUAAUUACAAAUAUCAGCUUCUAGAGGAUUUUAAAAACACCCAGCUUCUGUACAGAGUGUUGGGUUAUUAUCUUCAAAGUGCUGAACUGCAUUCUUCUAUGAAAUAUAACUCAAAUGACUUGAACUUAUGGGAAAUAUCGAUUAAUCAACGAUGGAAAAUAUAUUGGAGUUGGGUGUCACAAUUGAAAAAGAAUUUUGAGAGGAAACUGGCCAACUUAGAAGCUCAUUAUCGUUUACUGGCUGAACAGUACGCAGAAUUAAAACAAUUGGAGGAUUUUUAUGUGGUGAGAGAAUCCUUGGUCGUUGGAAUGACUACAACAUGUGCUGCUCGACUGCAGCUUCUAUUACAAACUUUGAAACCGGCGAUUGUGAUUGUCGAAGAAGCGGCUGAAGUAUUGGAGGCUCAUAUUGUAGUUUCGUUGGGCAAAAAUUGCGAACACGUCAUUUUAAUAGGAGAUCAUAAACAGCUGAAACCAAGCGCAGCCGUGUACGAAUUGUCGAAGAAAUAUAACAUCAAUGUUUCAUUAUUCGAACGCAUGAUCAACAAUCACAUGUAUUGUCCUCAACUGCAAAUUCAGCACAGAAUGAGACCAGAAAUAUCGAGCCUUAUAGUGCCCGCGAUCUACCCUAAUCUAAAAAAUCACGAAUCUGUUUUUGAAUAUCCUUCUGUUCGGGGAAUCACCAAAAACUUGUUUUUCAUCGAGCACAACAACUUUGAAGAAGAGGUGGAUAAUUCAUCGUCGAGGAAAAACCAAUUCGAAGCUGAUUUUAUGAUUCAAUUAUGUCGGUAUAUCAUUUUGCAAGGUUACUCCGAGGAUCAAGUCACAAUUUUGACCACUUACACUGGUCAGAUGUUCCUUUUGCGGGAGAUGAAAAACCGUGACGCUUUUCUGAGAAGCGUGAAAGUCGUUGUAGUUGAUAAAUAUCAAGGCGAAGAGAAUGACAUCAUACUACUAUCUCUUGUGAGAAGCAAUGAAGAAAGAAAAAUUGGUUUCCUGAAUAUCGAAAAUCGUGUCUGCGUUGCCCUAUCGAGAGCCAAAAUUGGUCUAUACAUGAUCGGAAAUAUGGAUAUCUUGUCAGAUUGUAAUUUGUGGAAGAAUAUAAAAGAGGAGCUGGUUAAACAAGAAGCCAUCGGGUCGAAGAUGACGUUGCAUUGCGAUGAACAUGAUGUGUACACCCAAGUAUCUUGCAAGGAAGAUUUUGUUCAUGUUAAAGAAGGAGGCUGUCAUAACUUAUGUCAAAAAAUUAUGGAUUGUGGACAUGAAUGCAAACGUUUGUGCCAUAAACUCGAUGUGGAGCAUUUGGCGAAAAAAUGCUAUGAAAAAUGUUCUAGGAAUAUUCUCCAAGCAUUUGAGAAUAUUCGCGAAUAUUCUCAGAUUAUGCGCAUUGAGAAUAUUCUUGGGCCAACACUAAUCAGAAACCAUCCGUGCGAAAAAUACUGCUACGAAGAUUGUGGACAGUGCACCGUACCAGUUGAAGAAAUCCUGCCAUGUGGCCACUCGUUUACCUUGCGAUGUUUCGAAGAUCCUUUACAGUACUCAUGUCAAGUUGAAUUAAGUGUUCUUCUGGAAUCCUGUUCUCACGAAGUCAAGAAGAAAUGCUACCAAUCGAUGGAAGAUGUCGAAUGUACCUUCCCUUGUGAAGAUCGACUGGAAUGCGGACAUCAGUGCAGGAAAAAUUGUCAUAAAACGGAAGAUCCUGAUCAUUUAGAAUACAAAUGUUACAAGGCUUGCGAUAAAAUGUACCGUGGGUGUUCCAAAGAGCAUAAAUGUGAAAAAUUAUGUUUCGAAGAUUGCGGGAAAUGUGAAGUACCCGUUGAUUUUACCUUGAAAUGCGGCCAUGCAAUCGAACUUCCAUGCUCCGCCGAUCUUGACGAAGUAAAAUGUCGUCGACUUUGCAAUAAAGAAUGUUGCGAAUGCAAUGGUAUUUGCCAAAAACAAUGUUUUGAAGAUUGCAAACCUUGCAAGAACAAAGUAACAAAACGCGUGCCAGAUUGUGAUCAUGAAAUAAUUUUGGAAUGUUCGGUUGUUCCGGAACGAAAAUUAUGUCAAAAACUGUGUCAACGUGUUGCACCUUGCGGUCAUAAAUGUAAGUCAGUCUGUGGAAAACAGUGUGGUAGCGACCCCUGCAUGGAAAAAGUCGAGUCUACUCAUAUUCGAGCGCUAUGCGGUCAUGGAUACGCCGAUGUUCCUUGUUGUAGAAGAAACGAAGAAGCAAUUCAGGCGGAAGAAUUCCUUCCCUAUUGUGCCGAACCGUGUCUCGCUCUUUUGAAAUGCGGAGAUCUUUGUGCCGGAACUUGUGGCUCUUGUUGGCAAGGUCGUUUGCAUGAAACGUGCAAAAAUGAACGCGAUAAUGUUUUAAUUUGCGACCAUAGCUGCACAUUCCCGUGCCGAAAAGUAUGUCCGCCAUGUAUCAAACCAUGUCAGUAUUCGUGUAAACACUCCAAAUGUUCGAACCACUGUGGAUUACCUUGCGAUCAUUGUAAAAAAAAUUGCGAAUGGAAAUGCGUUCAUAUGGAAUGUACGAAAAAAUGCGGUGAUUUUUGCAAUCGAGAGCCGUGUUACGAACCGUGUCCAAAAAAACUGGAGUGUAAUCACGACUGCAUCGGAUUUUGCGGAGAACCUUGUCCAGAUAAAUGUCGCAUUUGUAACAAAGACGAUGUUACCGCUAUUGUUUUUGGCGAUGAAGACAAAGAAGAUGCGAGGUUCGUUUUGCUAGUAGAUUGCGGGCACUAUGUUGAGUCGAAAGCCAUGGACAGAUACAUAUCUUUACCAUCUGAAAAAGGUGAAAUAGUUAUGAAAGUAUGCCCUGUGUGCAAAACGCCGAUCUUGACCACUUUACGCUAUAUGAAUCAAGUGAAAAAGUUUUUCCGAGAUAUUCAAAACGUGAAAAAGAAAAUAUGUGGUAACUACAUCGAAAUGAAGGAAAUUCGCGCGCAAUUAGCACAACAGCUUCAGAAAUUUAAUUCGUGGAGCUACCAGUUGUUUUGUAAAGAAAUGCAUUCAGUUUCCCAAACGGCACUCGCAUUUAAAACACGAUUAGAGAUUCAUGGAAAAAAUUCGUAUUUAUCGAGUCGAGCAUUGAGAUCAAUGCAGUUUUUCACCGAUAUGUUUUCAAGUAUCGUCUCCCGCAUGAAUGAAUUGAAAAAUUGUGCCAAAAAUGAACAAUCACGUAUACUUAAAAAUGUGGAAUUUAUUUUGAAACGUGUAAAUCCCGAAGCUCUACUGUUGAAUGUGCAACAAGUCGACGACAUACGCAAAGAAUUGAAUAGAUAUCAUCGAAUGGUAGACUAUUGCGUGUUUUUGAACAAACCGGAGUAUCGAAAUAAUCAAAAUUUGCAGAAUGUAACUUCCAUUAUUGCUGAUAUUGGUCGCAUUUUGUAUGGACUGAAAUGCUUUGAUGACGAGCUAAAUGUUCAAAUCGGCGAACUAUUCGAAAAACUUCAGAAAGAUUUGAAUUGUACUCUACCACUGUCGCCAAAGGAUAUGCGAAUUCUUCACACGAAAAUGGCGAAAAACUUCUAUGGCGGAGUGAACAUUCAAAGUCGUUGGUUUAUCUGCACGAAGGGGCAUUACUACUGUGUCGCUGAUUUUGGCGAAUCUAUGGAAGAAAGCAAAUGUCCUGAGUGCAGUGAAAAAAUAGGUAUAAAAAAAUACCUGGUAUUUGGCGACGGUCGUCCCGUUCGAGUCCUCAAAAAUGUGAACAAUGUGUCGAACAGAAAAAAAUCCUAUUUCAACUUUAGAGGGUUUCGAAGAGGUUAAUGGACCAACUGCUGAAUUGAACAAUUUUAACUUCUUUAAAUCAUAUCAACUUAUCGAUCCUUGUUAUUUGUAUUGUUUUUUGUUUAGCUUAUAACGAAGUUGCGUUACCAAUUCGUACAUUGAAAAAAAAUCUUGAAAUGCGAACGUAAAAUAGUACCUAGAUGUAUAAUUAUGAUAUUUCUUUGGUAAGUACCUACUUGCGUACCUGAGUAUUUUUGAUAAAUUUUCUUCUUCAACAAUAAUAUAUGGGAUGGAUUUUGAUUUUAAAAAAAUUCAUAAAAUUGGUUUAUUUUUUUGUUAUUUGGGCGUAUUUAAAAAAGUGAUCUUUUACAAAAACCUAAGAAUAACCUCGAUUUUCCGUAGAUAUAGGUAGUUAAAUUUCCUUAAAUAUGGCCACAGGCAUUCAAUUUUUCUCAAAUUCAUUUUUUUGGACGUAUCGACUCUACAAAUUCAUGAGAAAUUUGUCUUGAGAAGAUACCGAAUUCUCUAUCAAUUGUGUAGAGUUCCUCUUCAAUGCUGUGUAAAUUGAAGGUUCACGGUAAAAUUUUUCUAGUCUAAAAUCAUAUCUAGUUUUUUUCAGCCUCGCGUCAGACGUACCAGCAAGAAGAGCAAUAGGUGUCUCAAAAUUCGGUUUUCUAAAAUAUAAAAUUUCAGGCGUUUUUCAUAAUUGAUCAAUAUCUAGACAUUAUUAUAAUCUCGUUGAUUAGUUGAUCAUUUUCAGGGUACUUUUUACUUGAAAUUUUUUUCAAAAAAGAAUAAAAAACUGAAUGCACCCAACUUCUUGUUUGUACAUAGUAGGAAUGUGUCCUUAGAAAUAGAACUUACGUUUGAAAAAUCCAAUUUUCCUGACAUUUUUCCGAGGUAUAUGACUUUACAAUGAUUAAGAAUGGUAUGUAUCUGAAUAUUUCACUCAUAUUACCUAAUACCUACUUCCUAUGUGAUAGUUUCGUCCAUAUCUCAUUGUGUAGUAUUUUUGGAGCUUCGGUCAUCCGUGACAUGGUUUAGCUCAUAAUUUGUGAUUUGUUCUUUUUUUGACUAUUUUUAAGUAUAACUUUAAGUUUAACGUUUAAGACAUCCUAUUCAUAUCAACCUUUUUCGCAUUUUUUCAUUCAUUUUACUACUUUCAUUUUUUAUAUUUCUAUCAAUUACUCACGUUCAAUUUCUAUUCAAUUCAUAUUAUUUUCUAGUUUAUUUUAUAUAGACUUUAAGUAUGAUGCUCUCUGUUCGUUUUUCAAUUUCAUAGCUUGAAUGAAACUUUUUUUUACAUGUU